UAGAUUUAAAAAAUACGAUGAGAUUUAAUUAUUAUUGCCCUUCCCCGUUGUAAAUAAGGAUGACUGACAUGAAUUUCAUUGAGUCUUUAUUCCAAAUAUUUAAGGAAAACAAGUCAUCGUACAAACCCAUUUAUAAUCUUACAAUUAUCUGUCUUUACAACUCAAAUUUAAAAUGUAAGGUAUCUUCUCUUCUUAGUUGGACGCCGGCAGGGAUAUCGUUAAAGAAACCUACAUGUCAAAAAAAAUCGGUGAAAUGCUCACUUGUGCACUAGGUAGGUACCUCCUGCAGUUCAAUACGCGCCUACUACAAGUCAGUAUGAAGUGAAUGUCAACUAGUUGAAAGGUGAUAUUUUAUAAGAAAACCUACUUAAUGUCAUUAAAAAUUAAUAUAAGGGUCUUGUUCGUCCAGCAGUCGCCAACCUGUCAGUGAUGGUGAUGGUGCAACAAAACCGCGGUUAAAACCAACGCGUACAAUCGAUUCUUGUAACUGACGUCAUCAACCCGUGUGUCAUCUUGAACCAUAUUAUAACCGCGGCACAUAACACAGAAAUUUUGGUUAUUCGCUUGGAUUUGAUUAUUGACGGAAUUCACACGACCGGAUCUUAGACACAGUCAUCGACCACUGCACGAACGAACCUAAUACCUAAUGCCACUUUUUUAGUUAAGUUAUGCGCGUACCGAUAACGCUGUCCGACGUACGCCGGGCGAAGUAUCUGAACGUACCCCUGACACUUGCCAAUAUUGACUUACGUCAAAUUGACAAUUAUGACCGAUAGACGUAACGUGACCUCGUUUUACAUUUUUUAACCUUGUAAUUUAGUUCUUCAAUUCCUAUUUUAAAAGACAGUUUCUUAAUUUUACUCAUAUCCCGAAUCUCAUAUAAAUUUUAAAAAUGUCAGCGAUCUAUCAUAAAUCCAUGGCUGCCCUGGAUAAAGUUGUUCCCGACAGACUGAAACCACUUUGGAUGCACCCAGCAGGACCUAAAACUAUAUUUUUCUGGGCACCAGUAUUCAAGUGGGGUCUGGUAAUAGCUGGUAUUGCUGAUCUCCAAAGACCUGCUGAUAAGAUUAGUGUUAGCCAGUGUGGUGCUCUUCUAGCUACUGGUGUCAUAUGGUCAAGGUAUUCCUUGGUUAUAAUACCAAAGAACUAUUCCCUGUUUAGCGUCAAUGUUUUUGUUGCUCUUACUCAAUGCUACCAAAUGUACAGAGCUGUUAGGUAAGUUCAUCAUUGUCAAAUUUUGUAUAUCAAUUAUCGUGCUGCUCAGGAAGAUCAUAUAUUGUGUUUUUGUCUUCUUUUCCUCAAUUGAGUACCAAUAUCUGUCUAAAAAAUUCUUACCUGAUACUGUUUCACUACUUUUACAUGGAGAUGUAAUAUGGCCAUUUAACUCACUGGAUGAUUUCCACCUGUAUACGGUUUUGCUAAUUUCUUUCUUCAUCAUUUCUGCUGAAUCAAUAAAUGUUUUCUUUGACAUGCGGAAAAAUUUAGAGAACUGAAAGUUACCAUGGUUACAAAGCCAUGGUUCCAUCAUUAAAAAAAAAUCUGAAAGAAACAUUUCUCCCAUGAAUAUUAUGAAAGGUUUAUUAUUUAAACUUUCCAUAUACAGUUGUAGACGAAAAAGCACCGAU
Messenger RNA from Acanthoscelides obtectus, 1625 nucleotides. NCBI's taxonomy places the organism in Eukaryota, Metazoa, Arthropoda, Insecta, Coleoptera, Chrysomelidae. The record is from the annotation of a GenBank genome assembly.